AUGUCCGUCUUUAGAUUAAUUGAACUACGGACUCUCGUGAUACUUGUAAUAUGUAGUUGUUGUUGUUGUGGUGGGAGUUUUGAUAAUGAAUCGAACAUUACAUCUGUUAACAACGACAGCACCAAUAACAAUAACAUCAUCGUCAACAACAACAACUACUACUAUAAUAAUAGUAAUAACUAUAUCAACAACAACAACUAUAAUAACAUCAUCGAUCCUAACAUCAAAAUUGAAAAAAAUGACAUCAACAUUAGCAACAACAACAACAACUUAAACAAAAACAUCAAAAUAACCAACGACAUUAACGACCUCAAUGCCAUUGAAAACAUUGACAACAACAACAAAAUCGAAUACAGCCACGUAAAAGGUUCCAAAUCAAGCGUUUAUGCAUCUUAUCCAAAAAUAAUUACUUCAAAUUUUGAAAGUACCAACAAUAUUAAAAACUUCAGCAACAGCAGCAGCAACAACCACCACAACAACAACAAAAAUGAACCCAAAGUAUUUAACGACAUUUUAAACAACAUCAACUCUGUCAGCAACAAAAUUGAAAGCAAAAACGCGGGAAAGAAAAAAAAUUUAGAUUACCUGGACGGCUUAUUCGGCAGACGAGAUAGAGCCGACAUUAACCGCAAAACCGCCAUCAGCAAUGACAUCAACAACAACAGCAUUAACAACCGCGACAUUAACAACGACAACGUCAACAACAUUGUUAUUGAUCUUUUUAACAACAACAAUAACAUUAACAAUGACAACAACAACAACAACAUAAAGAACAAAAUUUUUGUCUCCCACAUUAUUAGUAGCAACUACAACAAUACCAAUAACACUAGCAACAUUAACAACAACAACAAUAAUUCAAGCAACGACAUCAACAAUAACAGCAGCAACAACAAAAACAUUAUGACUGGAGCGGCUACUAAACCAGCAAGAAACAUCAACUAUAACAAUAUCGUGAAUAACAUCAACGACGUCAUUAACAAUACAAACGUUGAAAAGAAAAACCACGACGACGACAACAACAGCAACAACAAAAACAACAACAACAACAGCAGCAGCAACAACAACAACAACAACAACAAUAAUAAUAAUAAUGAUAAAACAUCUCCAUAUAAAAACUUUGUGAAUGCUACAACUAAUCACAACAACAUCAGCAGCAACAUCAACAGCAACAAUAACAAAAACAAUACCCAUAUAAUUGUGAAAAACCACAGCAACAACAGCAACAAAAACGUCAACAACAACACAUGCAUAAUCAACAGCAUCAACAACCACAACAACAACAGCAACAACAACAUCGAUCGCAACAACAACAGCAACAACAACAUCGAUCGCAACAACCACAACAACAGCAACAGCAACAACCGCAAUAGUCACAGCAACAGCCACAGCAACAAAAAUAUUGACAACAUCAGCAAAUGCUACAUUUGCUACAGUUAUAGCAAGCCGGUGUAUGGAAAGACUAAUUGCCAUUGUUAUACCAAUUUACUAGAUGAGGAUAUAACUGAACUUAUUAGCAACAACAAUAACAACAACAACAACAACGCAAAUAACAAUAAUAACAAUAAUAAAACUAACGAAAAUAACUUUAAAAAUAAUAAUACCAAUGACAACAAAAACAUUAAUGAAUUUAUCUUGUUAAUUAUUAAGAACAGCAAAAUUAUAAAUGAAAAUGUACCAGAAAAUAGCGUUGCGCUAAUUAACUGUACAACUGUUGAGAGCGUACAUCACAAAAUUAGCAACAACACUAUAAACAAAUUAAACAACAGGAUGAUAAACAACAACGAUGUAGACAACAACAACGACAAUAUAAACAACAAAACAAGUUACAACAACAGCAACAACAUUUUGUUGAGAACGACCUACAAAAACAGCAGCAACAACAAAAUCAGUCUCAAACCAAAAGGGGCUUACCCUUUUAUCAGAAUCACCAACAAGUCAACAAUCAAUUUUCCUGCCAACACUUCCCUCCACGUCAAUAAAAUCAAUCCAAACAUCAAUCACAGCACCGCCAUUGUAGCCAAUCACAGCGGUAUCAUCAAUAAUGACGUCACCUUCAAUGAGAUCAAGAUCAACAACAUCAAAAGCUUCAAUAGCAUCAAUGUCCGCCGACUCUAUGCUUUAAGUGACGCCAACAGAAACUACAUCAACUACAACAACCACAACUACAUCAACCACAACAGCCACAACGACGACAACCACAACUACUUCAACUACAACAGCCACCACUACAACAGCCACAACUACAACGGCCACAACUACAACUACAUCAACUACAACGGCCACAACUACAUCAACCGCAACAGCUACAACGACGACAACCACAACUACUUCAACUACAACAGCCACAACUACAACUGCUUCAACUACAGCAGCCACAACUACAACAACUACAACAACCACAACAACUACCGCAACACCUAA
Helobdella robusta is the source of this 2421-nucleotide messenger RNA. RefSeq lists its product as hypothetical. Lineage: Eukaryota; Metazoa; Annelida; Clitellata; Rhynchobdellida; Glossiphoniidae. The record is from RefSeq and is a predicted model, not a curated record. The coding region runs from base 1 to 2421 and encodes 806 amino acids. The transcript is spliced from 3 exons.